UUUUUGCAAAUGUUUUCCAUGAUGUUAUCAUAUGUAUAUAUUAAUAAAUGGGAUUUCAGGAGUUUUUAUUUAUGAUGUAUGAUCUAUUGGAUAUUUUUAUGUACUUAUUCUGCAUUUUAUGGAGAUCUUUUAACAUUUAACCAUUGUGCUGUGGAUUUGUGUAGAAUGUUUUAGUGUGUUGUAUUUGCUGUGAUGGAGCCUACUGGACCAAGUAAUGAUGAAAGAAGAAAAUUGUCAUCAGAUGUAGCAGAGAAGACUGAGCCAAACAUUAAUGACACUUUGACCAGUGUUGAUAUUCAAGAAAUAGAAAAAGUGCGUCAAUCUCUACAAAGUAUGCUCCAAACUUCAGAAAACUAUCUUCAAGAUGACGAAGUUGCUUCAAAAUCAUUGCAUACCACUGGCGAUAUUUUAUGUUAUUCAUCAAACAUUGAUGAGCAAAUGUUCCCUAGCUUAGCCAAUGCAAAAUUGGUGAACAGUCUUGUUAGUAAUGAUUCCAAGGAGGUAAAAAUGACGCAUGAAGUUGUACGCCUUGGUUCAGGAAAUACAUCUGAUAAAACUCACGACAAGUCUCUUCUUCUGGAGAACUCACUUCUUAAAGAAACUCUUGAAAAAGAACGUUCCAAAAGAAAGCACUGUGAACAACAAAUAAAAGGUAUUCAGGCAAAGCUUUUGGAAUCACAACAAGAACUUGCUGCUGCUUUUUCAGCUGCGAGAAAGAAAGAUCUCAUGAUCAAUCAACUGGAUAAGACUCUUGCUCGGGUUGUGGAGGACUGGAAAAAACACGAGGAAGAAAAAUUUGAAGCAAUGCAUAAACUAGAAGAGCAACACGAAAACGAUGCUAAUUUUCAGCUUAGACAACAAGAAGUGCUAGCACAGUUUGAGAAAGAUUUAAACGAUGCCGCUGUUGCUUUGUCACGAGAACAACAGAGAGCUACAGAUGUUGAACGUGAUAAAGAUAAUCAAAUUUCUGCCUUCAUGAAAGAAAGAAAUGAAUUUGCUCAAGCCUUAGAACGAGAGAAAACAAAAAAUGAAAAUUUUGGCAAAGAGUUUGAAAAUCUCGAGCAAAGUAUACGAUCUGCUAAAGAAUCUCAAAGCUUAUUUGAACAGGAGAAACUUACUUGGCAAGAAGAAAAAUCUCAGUUGGAAUCUAAAAUUGAACUCAUUACUAAAACGCAUGCUCAAGACAUGGAAAACGAAAGGAAACUUGUUGAUCGCGAAAAACAAGUUGCUGAAGAUAGCCAACGUGUUCUGAGUGCUGUUCAAAAAGAAGUUCAACAACUAACUCAACAAUUGGAUACAUGUUUUCGUGAAAAGGAAAAUUUGAAAACAGAAAUAACUUUAAUGACGGCUAAGUUUGAGGCCCAGCGAACGAGGCAAGAAAGCGAGCAUCGAGCGGAGCUUGAGCGACAAAUGAGCAAAAAUCUACGGGAAGCUCAAAGUCAAUUGAGUAAGACCGAAAAUGAAAUAAAGAAUGCUCAUAAGAAACAGAUUGAAGAUCUAACGAAAAAAUACAGAAGAGAUUUAGAAGAGCAGUUAAAUAACUUCCAUCAGCAGUUAAAGGAAAGAGAUAGAAAAAUUAAAGAAACAACAGAUGGCUAUGAAGAACGGCUGGAAAAGUCACAUAAGGAUCUUGUUUCUGUCUCAAAAGAACACGAAGCUUUAAGGAAAGAAAAGUACGAUAUGAUAAAGCAACUUCAAAAAAUGAUGCAGUCCCAUUGUGCUGAAGCUAUGUCUUUAUUGACUUCGACCACCAAGCAUACGUUGAGAAUACCAAGGAAAGACGGUUAUCAUGACGAUUUACCAACAAAAGCACCAUCUGUCAUCGCAAGUACAUCAAACGUUGCUCCUCUAAACGAUACAAAUCGUGUUUUCUCGUCGUAUGUGACUCCCCGUAACUAUACGAUGCGUUCAUCAAUGUUAAAUAGUCAUGACCAGACUGUACUGCAGCAGCAACAAUAUUCUCAUGUCAACGAUGAGACAACGAGAAACCUUAUGAGUAAUGAAAUAAUCCAGAAUUGGGUACGACUACCUGUCCUGCACGCAGGUCCAAAUACAUCUGACAUUCAGGACGAAGAUGUCAUAGAACAUGACCGUCAACCAUAUGUUGAAACGAUUCAACCCAAUCAUAAAAAUGAACAAGAGUUUCACAUUCAAAAACAAGUGCAAGAUCCCGACAUUGAAGAAGAGGAAAUCAACGAAAGUUUCGUGGAACAUUCACUUGAUGAAAGCAAAACAAGUCUAUCCAAAAACCUUAGCAUGGAUGUGUUGAACAUGCUUCAACAGCAACAGUCAAGGCAAUCUGAAUUAAAUCACUACGUUCGUCAGCUUUUAAAAAAAUCUCCAAGUAGUGCUAGUGAUGGCAUCAAUGAUGGAGCUGAGUUUAAAGUUGACGAUGGUCAAAAUGAUUCGGAUUAUGUCAGUAGUGAUGGCAAGAAAGUCGACGUCAGCAAUAUGGAAAAGGACUUGAUAACCAUUAAAUCUGGUCAUUCAGACAUCGAUUAUUCAGAUGUAAAACAAAUGGCUUUUUCUAAAUCUGCUGCUACUCCUGGCAAGCGUUUUAAUAAAACUCAAGUGAACCAAACUCCUCCCAGCAAAGAAAAACGUUCAGUAUCAACAGCAAAAUCCUCUUUCACUCCUGAACAAGUAGGUCAAUUGACUCGACUGAUAGAAUUGUAUCAAAAAGACAGCUUAAAAAAUGAAGGAUUUUCCCCUCGAAAGUUGUUUCAAUACCUCCGAGAUGUUCAAAUAAGACAUGAACUGGGCGAAAGUAAAGCAUUGACGGCGGAAAGAAAGAGCAAGACACCAAAUAGUAAUCAUGACCACAAAGAAAGUAAAACAAAGAAAAAUGCCAGUAUCAAAACUACCAGAAAAAUCUCAGGUUCCAUUUCAAGGUGAUGAAGACAUAUCUACAAGGGUCAUCAACAGCAAACAUUUGUCAGCGGAGGUAAAAACACCUUCAAGAAAUGUUAUAUCAAGUCAUUCCGAACUUGCAGCUGCUCCUUCACGAAAAACCGAGCGGAAGACCGACGGCAAAACUACAAAAAUAAGGAAAUCUUCAAACUCUUUCUCAUUAUCAAAAAAUGGCGUCAAAAAAGGUGUAGGAAGACCAGUUGCAGCAUGGAAGUAGUGGUAACGUGCGUCCAAUAUUAUUUUAGCCUAGUUUAUUUGUAUAUAUAAUAUAUUUAUGUACGUGUGAAUGCCUUGAAUUUAAGUAUAAUCUUGUAAAAUUUAUACCUGCGUCGAUAAUUAUAAUAUCGAGGCGCCAAUGCAAAACCUUUUAUAGUAGUGUAGUCAUCGUUUGCAAUACAUUUAUAGUAAAGUUA
Molecule: messenger RNA, 3323 nt
Organism: Xenia sp. Carnegie-2017
Lineage: Eukaryota; Metazoa; Cnidaria; Anthozoa; Malacalcyonacea; Xeniidae
Product: centrobin-like
Exons: 27
Coding region: 193-2895 (900 amino acids)
Biological process (GO): centrosome separation; mitotic cytokinetic process; centriole replication
Cellular component (GO): centrosome; centriole
Source: RefSeq, a predicted model, not a curated record